AUGGCCACGCGCACGCUCAGCGACAAGCCACCGCUCCUCUUUGCCCUCCCACUACACCCGCCCAUCCCCUUCCCGCUCCACCCGACCUACUCUGUCCAGCUCCCGACCCGCGACCUCCGCCAGGCGUACCUCGACACCCUCUGGCCGCCUGCCGCAGCCGCAAACCAGUCUGAGCAGGCCCGCCUCGAGUCGUUCGCCCGCAUCCUCCUCACCCUCCUCGCCGACCGCGCUCCACCCGCCCUCAACACCCUCGUCCGCGACCUCGUCCUCCCGCUGCAAGACUUCGACAAGCGCUGGCGCAUCCAGCUGCCGCCCCUUGUCGAGGACCCGGACAGCGACGACCACGACGACGGUCGCAGCCCGGCGGGCGUCACCGACGACGAGGCGCGGCGCGCGACAGACGACUACGAGCGGUGGGCCGUUGACGAGAAGGUGCGGCUCGAGGCCAAGCGCGAGGAGGACGAGCGGCGGCGCAAGGGCAAGCAGCGCGCCGUCGACCAGGACGCUGCGACGGGCGCACACGGCGACGAGCAUGACGAGGACUCGAGCGUGCCCAAGCCCGUCGUGGUGCGUCCGAGUGGCUGGCUCGGCGACAAGGAGCUCCUCGAGACCCGUCUUCAAGCCCUCCUCCUGUUCACGCUCCUCGCCCUACCGGCCUCGUUCCAGCCCGACAUCCCGAAAAAGGGCCGCAAGAAGAAGCACCCGGAGCAUUUUCCCGACACGCUCGACGCCGCCAUGCUCCUCGACUUCCUCACCGACCGCAUGCAGAUCUGGCGCGUCAUGCAGGACGUGAGCGACCUCGCGUUCGCCGCCGACGUCCCACUCGUCGAGAAGGAGGCCAAGGUCAAGUUCGUGCCCGUCGAGGAGCGCGACGCCGUCCAGGUCUGGUGGGCAGACGUCGUCGAGCCACUCUUCCGCACCCGCAUCGACGCCUCGGUCCUGUCGCACCACCGCCUCAAGCUCUUCCCUGCCGCGACCUCGCAAGCCGACCGCCUCGCGCAGCGCCUCGAGCCCGCCCCCUCACCCUUCAAGGCGCGCUCGCUCCUGUCGCUCGAGAAGUCGGCGCGUCGGCGCGAGGUGCGCGAGGGCGAGCGCCGCGUUGCCGAGAGCCCGACGAUGAAGCGGCUCAUGAGCAUGUCGGGCUUGACGGGCAAGGCCAAGGAGCGCGAUGUCGGGCGCACGGCGGCGGCGGCGGCGGCGGCGGCGGCGGCGGCGACGGCGGCGGGCUCGGCGUCGAGCAGGAGCCAGGGCGAGCAGGACGGCGACGUGUUCAAGCUGCCGAGCAAGCCGACUCGGCGCCAGGACGCGCUCGGCGAUGGCGCCGCUCCCGCCGAGGCGGCGGCUCGCCCGCGUCUUCCGCGCAAGCAGGAGCGCCCACGUCCGCUCCCUCGAGGCGACAGCUCGUCGGCGGGCAUCCCGGACGCGCUCAAGCGGCGAGUCGUCAGCCUCGGCAAGCAGGCCGGGUCGCGCGCCAAGUCGGGCAUCGGCGCGCCACUCGUCAAGGACGGCGACGGCGACGGCCUCAAGCGCAAGAGGAAGAGUCUGAGCCCCAAAAAGCUCACUGCGUCCGAGCGCGCCGCCCACACGCUCACUCUCGUCCCCGACACGCCCGACAAAGCUGCCGCCGCGGCAUCCUCGGCCGCCUCGUUCCGCAACCCGUUCCACCGCACCAGCACCGUCCCCUCGUUCGCCGCCCUCGGCGCCGCCUUUCGCGCAGGCGCCUCGGACGCCGCGCCCCUUCCCUUCUCCCUUCCGCCACCGCCUCGUCUCAGCUCGGACAAGGACCGGAUGGACUGGAGCGGAGAGGGCGAGGACGAGGACAGCGAGGAGGACAGCGAGGGAGACGUCGUGCUCGGCGAGCGGGACCGACGACGAGGCGGUGCGGCGGGCGAGGCGCAGGAGGGCGGGACGGUCACGCCCAAGAAGCAGACCGCGAGGAAGGUGCUCGUGCCGGACACGUAGCGGUGGAGCGGUCCAGGAACGCGAGGCGAGGUCGGGCGAGGCUCGAGCGCGACCGACUUGCCCUCUUU
This is a messenger RNA of Rhodotorula graminis WP1, 2030 nucleotides long. RefSeq lists its product as uncharacterized. Lineage: Eukaryota; Fungi; Basidiomycota; Microbotryomycetes; Sporidiobolales; Sporidiobolaceae. The transcript is spliced from 5 exons. The record is from RefSeq and is a predicted model, not a curated record. Bases 1 to 1962 code for a protein of 653 amino acids.